CCCUCCAGUGAGGGCACCGCGCAGAGCAGCCGGCCCACUUAGGAUGAUGCUGCGUGGGUGCAGCAGGAGGCUGUGGUGCGCACUGUCCUUCCUGGGAGCUGCGGCUGGCUACAGAGUGGGCUCAGCGUAUUUAGGGACCAGUGCGGUGACGAAUCAACAAGAGUUUGAAUCCCGAAAAUCCAAAAUUGUCUCUCAGCCCAACAUGAAGAUUGAGCUACUUCCUGCCCUCACGGACAAUUACAUGUAUCUCCUCAUUGAUGAGGAGACCAAGGAGGCUGCCAUUGUAGAUCCUGUAACCCCACAGAAGGUUGUUGAAGCAGUGAAGAAGCAUGGAGUCAAACUAACCACUGUCCUCACCACACACCAUCACUGGGAUCACGCAGGAGGGAAUGAGAAACUUGUGAAAAUGGUGUCUGGGUUAAAAGUAUACGGCGGAGACGACCGGGUUGGGGCAUUAACCCAGAAAGUUUCUCAUCUAACAACAUUUCAGGUGGGGUCUCUUCAUGUCAAGUGUCUGUUCACCCCAUGCCACACCUCUGGGCACAUAUGUUAUUAUGUGACGAAGCCCAAUAGCUCUGAGCAGCCGGCCGUGUUUACAGGUGACACCCUCUUUGUGGCAGGGUGCGGAAAGUUCUUUGAAGGGACAGCAGAGGAAAUGUACGCAGCUCUGAUUGAGAUACUGGGGCGACUUCCUCCAGAGACGAGAGUAUAUUGUGGACAUGAAUAUACAAUCAACAACUUGAAGUUUGCGCGCCACGUGGAGCCUAAGAAUGAGAGCAUCAGGCAAAAGCUGUCUUGGGCUAAGGAAACCUAUGAUAAAGGGGAACCCACCAUACCAUCCACACUAGCAGAAGAGUUUACAUUUAACCCUUUUAUGAGAGUGCGGGAGAAGUCUGUGCAGCAGCACGCGGGGGAAGAUGACCCUAUCUCUACCAUGGCUUCCAUCCGCAAAGAGAAAGAUAAUUUUAAGAAUAACCCAGGCUGGCAGAAGACUGAUAGCCACAAGAUGGCAUCAUCUAAAAAUCUGAGCAAGUUUUGGGAGUGGGGAAGAAAAAUUAUCUGUGUUGGAAGAAAUUAUGCAGAACACGCCAAGGAGCUGAAGAACGCUGUCCCCACAGAGCCAGUGCUGUUUCUGAAGUCCCCCUCAGCGUAUGUGCGGGAAGGUGCUCCUGUCCUCAUGCCGUACUACAGCAAUACUCUGCACCAUGAAGUUGAGCUGGGAGUUGUCAUUGGGAAAGCAGGUAAAGACAUAGCACAGUCAUGUGCCAUGGAUCACGUGGAAGGCUAUGCAUUGUGCCUAGAUAUGACGGCCAGAGAUACACAGGACCAGUGCAAGAAGAAAGGACUCCCGUGGACUUUGGCAAAAGCCUUUGACACUUCUUGCCCUGUCAGUGACCUCAUACCCAAAGAAAAUAUAGCAGACCCCCACAAUUUGAAGAUCUGGCUGAAGGUAAAUGACACCAUGAGACAGGAAGGGAGUACGUCUUCAAUGAUCUUCUCCAUUCCGUUUCUCAUCAGCUACAUCAGCAGAAUAAUCACCCUGGAAGAGGGGGAUCUUAUCCUGACCGGGACACCUGAAGGUGUUGCUGCUGUGCAGGAAAAUGAUGAGAUGGUGGCAGGGAUUGGUGAUAUCAUUAGCAUGAAGUUUCAGGUUAAGAAACAGUCCUAAUUAAAGGAUGAGUCCUUUCAGCAUCACCUAUCUACAAUCAUUGCUUAGGUACUCUCUCCAGCAGAGAGUGGCUCAGAUUAUCUAAUAUGCGGGGGAAAGGGUAUGACAGCCACCCCUAUCGCUGUGUCACCUAUUAGUUCUGUCCAAUUAAAAUAAAUAUUCAUAAGUCCGAUACACUAGCGGGGCAGAUGUAUUAAGCCUGGGGAAGUGAUAAAGCAGUGAUAAGUGGAAGGUGAUAACGCACCAGCCAAUCACCUCCUAACUGUCAAUUUACAUAUUGGAGCUGAUUGGCUGGUGCAUUAUCACCUUGUACUUAUCACUGCUUUAUCACUUCUCCAGAAUUAAUACAUCUGCCCCACUGUGUGGUGUCUGCCACAUAAAGCCAUAUGUAUGUAGCCUUUAUAAUUCAGUAAAGACCGAUCUUGUGGAUGAUGAAUGUCAAACAAGCAGUAAGGAAUGAGAUGUUGUAUCUGAAAUCCUGACCUCCUUUUAAGUUUCACUUGACCUCAUGUAUUUUAAAGUGCACAAAACCUAAUGCUGCCCACACGCAAGCCAAUCCUGGUGAGUGCACUCUGACAGGAUUGGUUACUAUUUGGCUACUCAAAUCGAACAGAUCUGGCUGUUCCAUGUCCGGCCAUGUGAUGGGGUGGCAAUGUGGGCCUGUAUGUGCCAGCCUCAUUUCAGAAAUGCAUGAGAACGGCCGGAUUAAUAUUGGUUGGAAGAUUUGGGAUGAUGUGCAGUACAAUGAGAUGACCACAAGGUGGCACUGCAGUCAUGGUAAGCAGAAACAUUUGGAUCUUUCACUUUACUAAUGGUGGAGUGGAGAUCGCAAGAAUAAUGAAAACACAUAAGAUGUAUCAUACUUGUAUGAUCCUGUAUUGUUAAUAGUUAGCAAUGAAUUACCACUCUUAUGAAGUUUUGAUUGGUAAAUAAGCACAACUAUGUCACAAGACACAUUUUAACAAACAAUUGUAGAACUGAAUUGCAGAUGAAAAUACAGUGAAAAAUCAGAAA
Messenger RNA from Pseudophryne corroboree (corroboree frog), 2683 nucleotides. Its product is annotated as hydroxyacylglutathione hydrolase, mitochondrial. The transcript has 10 exons. The record is from RefSeq and is a predicted model, not a curated record. Gene Ontology annotation, biological process: glutathione metabolic process. Gene Ontology annotation, molecular function: hydroxyacylglutathione hydrolase activity; acetylpyruvate hydrolase activity. Gene Ontology annotation, cellular component: mitochondrion. The coding region runs from base 44 to 1669 and encodes 541 amino acids. NCBI's taxonomy places the organism in Eukaryota, Metazoa, Chordata, Amphibia, Anura, Myobatrachidae.